Messenger RNA from Paramecium tetraurelia, 666 nucleotides. RefSeq lists its product as uncharacterized. Gene Ontology annotation, cellular component: Golgi membrane. The transcript has 3 exons. The record is from RefSeq and is a predicted model, not a curated record. NCBI's taxonomy places the organism in Eukaryota, Ciliophora, Oligohymenophorea, Peniculida, Parameciidae. Gene Ontology annotation, biological process: vesicle-mediated transport; protein secretion.
AUGGAAUAAACUUCAUUGGAUUUUAACAUAGAUAUAUAGCCUAAAAGAAUUACAGACCAUAUAGAGCCUGAUGUGGAUCUUACUGUUGACAAAUAUGAUUCAGUUUAUCAAAAUAACCAAUAGGAAGAAGAGAUAGAAGCAGCUAAUAAAGAUCUUUUAGUGCAAUAGUAUGAUAUAACUGAAGCAGCUCAUCCUUUUCUUUGUGUUGCUGCAGUAAUACUUACUGGAUUGCCAGGAUUGUGUUUUAUUGUUUUGUAGGAUAUGUCUAAUACAUAUAUGUUUGUUGGAUUAUUACAAUUGGUGUAGUUUAUUUUGAUGAAGAAUUAUUUUGGAUUGAAAUUGGUUGGGUUGUGUUGGUGGCUUGAGGUCAAAGGUAAGAAAUGGAGUGUCUAAACUUAAUCAUAAGAGCAAUCGAAUUAAGUCGAUUAAUAUUUUUUUUGGGCAUGUCUUGUUUAUGGAACUAUUUUUUGGGGAAUAAUGUGUUUAGGAGACUUAAUUGGAUUCAAAGCAAUUUGGUUGCCUUUACCAAUUAUGUGUCUUUUAUUAACUGCAACAAAUUUCCAAGGAUUUUACAAAUGCAGAGGGGAUCAUAAGAAAAAAUUAUAGCAAUUAAAAAGGGAAAUGGCCAAGAGUGGUUUGAAUAUAGUGGGAAUGAUUAUGAAAUGA